Messenger RNA from Lytechinus variegatus (green sea urchin), 2277 nucleotides. It is a transcript of the gene ppp1r21, whose product is annotated as protein phosphatase 1 regulatory subunit 21-like. Bases 139 to 2262 code for a protein of 707 amino acids. The record is from RefSeq and is a predicted model, not a curated record. NCBI's taxonomy places the organism in Eukaryota, Metazoa, Echinodermata, Echinoidea, Temnopleuroida, Toxopneustidae. The transcript has 17 exons. Gene Ontology annotation, cellular component: early endosome; membrane.
CGAUAUCAUCGAAUCCGUACACGGAAGAUGGCUGCCUCCUUCACUAAUCACUUUGCUAAUAAUCCAUGGAUGUGUUGAACCUUGUCUGUGAGGAUAAUUUUCACUGGAUCCAGGGAGAGUGAUCCUAUUCAUUCUAAGAUGUCAGAUCUACAAGCAAAGUACCAGAAACUGGCCCAAGAGUUUGCAAAAGUGCGUGCUCAAAACCAGGUGCUGAAGAAAGCGGUCAUAGAGGAGCAAGCCAAGCAGAAUGAUGCAAAGGAGCAACUCAAAAUCCGUGAUCAGAAGAUCCGGAAGUUUGAGCAGGAGCUGGACAGCUUGACCUUCCGUAACCAGCAGCUGACCAAGAGGGUCAAUGUCCUGCAAGAUGAAUUGGACAUACAUGAAUCAAAGGGCAAAAAGAGCAAGAAUAAAGACAUGGACAAUGCCACCCAUGUGAAGACAUCGCCCAAUGUAAUAGGAGAGGAACUGAGAGGAAAAAUACAGGAAAACGAAACACUCCACAAACAGCUCUAUGACCUAUCUGAAGAGCACAGGAAGAUAGUGACAGAGCUCAGCAGCAAACUGGCCAAUCUAGAACGUGACAGUAGCCAGCAUCAUAGCGUGAUAGAGGCAUCUGAGAAACAAUACAAGGAGACCCUAGAACGGCUUCAGCAGGAGAGGGCCAGGAUGGAGGUACAGCUCCAGGCAAGGGACAAAGAGGUACGUGAAGCCCUUAGCAAGGCUGAACAGUGUUCAGAGGAGCUGAGGAGAACUAAAGAAGAUCUUGGUAGCAAGUUAUCUUGGGCGACCCGUAUCAUCCAAGAUAAACUACCAUUCAAUGAUGAAGAGUUACCUGAGUUGAGUAGAUUGAAUGUACCAGCACAUGACAAGAAGCACCAGCAUCGGAGUAUGGAACUGAUGAACCAGGCAUCUUCCCUGGUUAAAGAACUUUGUGCCGGACUAUCCAACUUCCACACAUACACAGAGCAAAGAUCAAAGAUAUUUCCCAUUGAUUCUGCAAGUGGUAUGCCUAUCAGCCAAGUUAACCAAAAAUUCUGUAGCCAUCUUCAUGAAAACGCUUCAUACCUAAGACCAUUAGAACAGUCCUUUGCAGCUUUCAACGAAAGUACUCGGGAUGAUGCUCUUACAACAUUGGAAACAGCUACUGGCCUUCAAGACUUUGCUGCUAAGUUCAGUAAAUAUGUUGCUUAUCUACAGAAGCUUUUACCUUAUCAACUUCUAAGCAUCGAAGAAGAAUGCCGUCUAUCUACCUGUUCCCAGACAUUAGAAUCCCGUAAUAUGGAGCUCCACGCCUCGCUACAACGAAUGUCCUCCGUCUUUACCACUGUCGAGAGUUAUGUUAGUCUCCUUGCGUCCGCUAGUACCACAUCCUGUGAGUGUCCUCAGGCAAACUUCAAGACAAUCUUUGAGAAGCUUGCUGAGAGUUUUACCAACCUUUAUGAAGUCAUGAAAGAUUUAUCAAAGAAUUAUAACUUCAAGGUGUCGUUAGAACAUCAGCUACCAAUAGCAUCCCAGAAACUCAAGACUACAGAUGAGUGUGUUGUAUCAUCCCUUAUAUCAUUAGUAACAUGUACAGGAAAGAUCUCUAACUUCAUGAAAACCAAUCUAGAUUUCUUCAAAAGUCCAGUAGGUUUUGGGAACAGUAAAGGUUCUUCUACGGGAGGUCAGAGCACAUCACCUUGUGUGCCAUUACUACGACAGAGAGCAGUAGCUUAUAUGGCUGCAUUGAAUAAGCCUUGCCCCGAAACAGUGCCAUACUCUACGGCCGUCCAGAACCAACGGAUCCUGCUCAGCUCCACAGAGAGCAAGGAGGGUCUCGCCCAGCAGGUGGCCUCCUCCAGCUCCAGGAUAGCCCGGCUGGAGCAGGAGAAGGAGCAUUGGGUCCUGGAGGCUCAGCUCCUGCAGAUCAAAUACGAUAGAGAGAUACAGCAAAAAGAAGAAAAUGGUGAGAAAUCUACUGAAUUGGAGGGAGCCCUCAAAGGCCAGGGAGGACCAACCAUCAGACAGUCACUUUCUCAAGAUAAGAUCCCGCCCUCAACGGCAGCUUCCAAACCAAAUGACAUUGUCCAAGAUACUUCUAUGCUUGGAAGUGCCGAUAAAUUAGCGAUGGAUUUCGGUGGCAGCGACGAAACAUCUCGGGAGAAUAUGAUCAAGAGCCAUUACACAUCUAGACUAUCAGAACUAACUACACAUCAACAGAUUUGCGACAGUAAAGGAGUCAACUUCAGCGCAGAGGUAUGUCAAUACGUUAGUAAUGUGUGAAUGUGUGUGUGUAUA